AUGGAUCCAAUCUCGGCCAUGAUGGAGUUCAUGACUGCCCACCCAGAAUUCUUCGGACCAAACGCCCCUCUCUACCCCUCCGCCAUCCUCUUCCCCGCUUUUGCCUUCCCAUCCUGGCUCCUCUGUAUGGCCCCUAUGAUCUGGCAUUUCCGCCAAGCCAACAUCGCGGCCGGCUCCCUCAUCCUUUGGAUCAUCCUAGCCAACUUCUUCAACUCUAUCAACGCACUCAUAUGGCCUCGCGACAACGUACAGGAAUGGUGGGACGGUGCCGUCUGGUGCGACAUCCACGUUCGUCUCCAGGUGGGUAGCUAUGUUGGUAUGACAGCUUCGGUGGCUCUGGUCAUACGCAAGCUUGCCAUUGUCAUGGAUACGAAUAACAUGACAGUUUCGACAAGCCGGAAGAGUAAGAUGUGGGCUAAGAUCUGGGAAGUCGUUUGGUGUUGGGUUGUGCCAGGCUUCUUCAUCGCCCUCUACUACGUCGUGCAACCCGCUCGCUUCUUCAUCUACGGCAUCGUAGGAUGUAUAUCGGCCCAUGACAGUUCGUGGCCUAGCGUCGUCUUGGGCUUCAUGUGGCCAACCAUCGGCAUGUUAUUCGCUUCCUACUGGGCUUCCCUGCUCGUCUACCGUCUCUACCGUUACCGCCGCGAAUUCCACCGUCUAGUCGCCGCCCGCAACACUACCUCAUCACGCUUCGUCCGCCUCUUCAUCCUUAGUCUAGUCGUCGUCCUUGUUUACCUGUCCUACUCCAUUUACCUCCUCGUCGACGUAUCAUCAUGGAUCACAACGCCUUAUUCCUGGUCUUCGGUCCACAAUCCCGACACUGUCAACAACAUCGUAAAGAUUCCCGUCAUGGGGACUGUUAGCUUCGAGAAGUGGGUCCAGGUUGCGACGGGGUAUGUUACGUUUUGUCUGUUGGGUACGGGGGUUGAUGCGAAUGCGCACUAUAGGCGGGUACUGGUGAGGAUGGGGGCGGGGAGGAUUUUUCCUAGUCUAUACGCUCAAUCUGGUGACAGGAGGACACCGAAGAGGACUUCGGCUGCGAGGGCUUGGACCUCGAAUGUGUCCAGCAAGGCGAAGAGUAUGCUCUGGUCCAGCAGAUCGGGGUCAACACUUGCCGGAUCAACCAUCACCGGAUCGAUCAUCACAGACUCCACAAAGGACACUUCCGCCGACCUUACAAGCCAUGAAUUCGUCGGCCUGGACUCCAUACCCCGGCUACACAGCGUCACGACGCAAGACACAUUGCUCUCACAGAAGAACAAUGCUUCGACCUCACCCAUCCCAUCCACACCCUCAUCACCACAACCCUCAUUCUUCCGCCGCUACUUUGCCCGACCUUCUUUCUACGGACCACUGCUACCCCUCUUCUCACAUCCCAGUAUCGCCGAGAUUCCUACUUCGAACCAUACUUGCGCCACCGACACGAGCGAGUCGAUCUCCUCGUCCACGACUAUCAAGCCGCCAACUGGUGUGCAUGCGCGUGCUUGGGCUGAGGAGGCUUUGCCUUCUUCCUCCAUUGAGGGUCAUGUAGUCGGUAAUAGCGUACACGUUGUGAGGGAGGUUCAGAUGCGACGGGAUGAGAAGGCUGGUAGAACGCACGGAGGCACGAUCGAAGUAUGUGGGAACGAGCAGUUCUAUCUUGGGAGGGAUCCAGAGCUCUGUCGCUACUCGUGGAGCGACGACCUCACUAUUUCAAGGAAACACCUGCGCAUCCAUUGCAUUCUAUAUGAGCAGGACCCAAUUGCUAAGAUCGCCCCGUUCGUUUACGCGACCGAUCUCUCCGCAAAUGGUACCUACCUCCGAAAGAGUAACUCAGAAUACACGGCAUCGCAAGAUGCAGGCAUUCUGAUGGGUCCCAAGAGCACCUUCCUCUUAGAAGAUGGGGAUGAGAUCCGUAUCUCAGACACCGUCACUUUAGUCUACUACUCGAACAUACCGGCAGAGCUUGUCAAGUUGACCGCCAUUCAGGAGCGCGAAAGACAAACAUUUGCAUCGCGCUACCUCCUUACUGGGCGUUUGCUCGGCGAGGGCGGUUACGGCAAGGUACUAGUGGGCAUCAAUCAAGAAACACAACGACAACUUGCAUGCAAGAUGAUCCGACUGGACAAAAUGUACGACACAUUGGCAAUGUCAAACUUGCAGGAAUCGGAGAGGAGACAACUGCCAAAACGAGUUACCAAUUGCUUUCGCGAGUUCGAUAUUCUCAAAGACCUUGGCCAUCCCAACAUCAUCGCCAUCGAAAAGGUUUUCCGGAAUAACAACACCAUUUACAUCUUUGAAGAGCUCGUCAGGGGGGGUGAUCUCUUUUCCUUUAUCGAGUUCAAGGACGGCCAGAUUGAUGGUUUACAUGCUGCGUUUAUCAUCUACCAGGUCUUGAAGGGAAUGGAGUAUCUCCACGAUCAGGAUAUCGUACACCGGGACCUGAAACCAGAUAACAUACUCAUGUCAUCUCUUGAAGAUAGUGCUCGCGUCGUCAUUACCGAUUUCGGCAGUGCUAGAUUCCUGCCCGGAAAAAAUAGCCAAAAUCCGCCACAGAACAACAAGUAUCACCGAAUGUUCUCUUACGUCGGUACCUUGGAGUACACGGCGCCUGAGAUACACCGACUCAACAAGGCAAUCCCAGUCGAUGAUGGCUACUCAAAAGCUGUCGAUAUGUGGUCUAUCGGUUCAAUUACGGCUACUGUACUUACCGGCGACUUGAUGUUCAGUGACCGCAGACACCCGGAGUACGACGCUAACCCUCGCGGGGUGAUCUUGGGUCUCGCAGCUAUUUGUGACCUUAGUAACCUGGACGACCCUGAUCACCCGUUGUGGGUCAAUAUCGGCUAUCAUCCAAAGGACUUCAUCAAAGGUCUGCUCGUACUCAAAGAGGAAGAGCGUAUGACAGCAUCGGAGGGUCUAGCGCACGAGUGGUUCUCAUCGUAUGCUGAAGACUUUGAUAAGCUGUAUACGAACGCGACUACAGAUUGGAAACCCAGAGAGAAGAACCUUGAUCUUGUCGAGAUUAUCCCCAAGUCGCUAUACAACCGCAUUGCAGCUGAUUUCAUCGGCGGUGUUCAGAGUCCAGGCAUCAAUUCGCAACACUUCCCUACAAGUCAGUCUCAAGAUACGCAUAGGAUGGCCCAGUCGGCUCAAUGA
This is a messenger RNA of Alternaria postmessia, 3138 nucleotides long. RefSeq lists its product as uncharacterized. The record is from RefSeq and is a predicted model, not a curated record. The transcript has 4 exons. Gene Ontology annotation, cellular component: membrane. The coding region runs from base 1 to 3138 and encodes 1045 amino acids. Lineage: Eukaryota; Fungi; Ascomycota; Dothideomycetes; Pleosporales; Pleosporaceae. Gene Ontology annotation, molecular function: protein binding; mating-type factor pheromone receptor activity; protein kinase activity. Gene Ontology annotation, biological process: protein phosphorylation; G protein-coupled receptor signaling pathway.